Hibiscus syriacus is the source of this 1302-nucleotide messenger RNA. RefSeq names its product proton pump-interactor BIP103-like. NCBI's taxonomy places the organism in Eukaryota, Viridiplantae, Streptophyta, Magnoliopsida, Malvales, Malvaceae. The record is from RefSeq and is a predicted model, not a curated record. The transcript is spliced from 8 exons. The coding region runs from base 34 to 1302 and encodes 422 amino acids.
CUCCUUGUUUUAGCUUCUCUUUGGAGGUGUAAAAUGGAGUUCAUUGAAGGGGCAGAAACAAUAGGUACAGACUCAAUGGGAGCUAAUAUCAGAGAAAUUGAAGCAGUAGUAAUUGACGAAGGUGAAGGCGACGCCAAGUGUUUGAAAGAAUGUGCAAGUGGGAACUUGGUUGAGGAGCCGAAAAUGGCUGUUGCGGAUGAAGAUCAUGUCUGCAAGAAGGUUCACAAGUUCUAUUUCGUCAAGGUUUGGCCCUACAAUAACCAAAAACAAAAAUUAAAAAUCCAAAAAGUCGAGAGGUUUAUUGAGAAACUGGAACGAGAAAGAAAUUCGAUCCCGGUACCAAAAAGGUCACAAUUAUUUUUAUAUGGUAAACAAUUGGGACGACUAAGACGUCAAAGUUGGGACCUUGAUCAUGCACUGAGCUGCUCUCAAGGAAUAUUGAAUGAUCUUGAAAAAGCAUUCAACCGCUCCAAAUUCCAAAAUAAUUCAUAUAACAGAGGUUUAAGCUCUCCAUCACAUCCUAAUUUUCAUAUCACUCCGCGACUUCGUGUACUACACGGAAACAGUACAAAGUUGGCAACAGAGAGGGAACUUUUAAAACAGAUCUCGACGACUCGAAAUCAAUUACCGGCUGAUGCCGAUAUUCAUCGUGGUUCAACUCAUUUCAAGGAAAUGAUUAAUGGUUUCAUUCAGUGGUUUUGCAAACAAAAGCAAGGCGACGCAAGGUACAAAAAAUUCUUCAAAAAGUUCAAACGCUUAGAAAAGAAAAUGGAGAAAUCUAUUGCGGCUGCUACUCUACAGGGACAGAUAUUGAACCCUUGGACUUCAAGAAACACCAUAAAGGAGUAUAUCACUUUCAUAAAAGGGCUAUAUGAAGAAAUAGAAGAAGACCAGAAAGAAAAGACGGAUAAAAUUAAGCAAGAAGAGACAGAGUGGGAGAAGAUUGUUGAAGAGAUGCGUAUGUGGGCACCUCAACUCAGUGCUAAAUAUUACAGAAAGAUAGAAGCAGAAGAACGCCUUCUUAAUCUCAGGAAACGCCUAGAAGGAGCUGAUGUCAUGUACGAUGAAUAUUUGUCACUUAUAACUAAAGCAAGUGAUGCUGCUGGGAAGAAAGACGUAGCAGCCCUGGAACAACUUUCUCGUGUGCAGGUUGAUAAGUUCAUGUGUGGAUGGAAUAACAGUAGAGUUUUCAGAAGAAAUUAUGUGAAAAGAUUAUUGCCAUCGCUUGUGAAUCGAGAGUUAAGUUUUGAUGGACGGAUGAAGAACCCUGAUGAUGAAGAACCCAUUUCUAUCCAUAUCUAA